Mya arenaria is the source of this 2275-nucleotide messenger RNA. Its product is annotated as synaptotagmin-15-like. Bases 131 to 1375 code for a protein of 414 amino acids. Gene Ontology annotation, molecular function: syntaxin binding; phosphatidylserine binding; clathrin binding. The record is from RefSeq and is a predicted model, not a curated record. Gene Ontology annotation, biological process: cellular response to calcium ion; regulation of dopamine secretion; regulation of calcium ion-dependent exocytosis. The transcript has 9 exons. Lineage: Eukaryota; Metazoa; Mollusca; Bivalvia; Myida; Myidae.
AUUUGUUCGUUUAAACGGAUUCUUUUAUGUGAAAGACAGUUUUAAUUGUCUCUAUUAUGGACGGCUUAAUAUAUAUCAGUGGUCAGGACAUGAGUGUUAUCAGUUAAGAUCGAUGGAUUAAGGCAAUGACAUGGCCGCCCAGCUGGCCGUUGUGAUUGCGUGUUCCGCUCUUGGCACCCUGGCGCUAGCGGGGCUGCUGUUGGCCGUUUGGCGGUUGUGUGUGGUACGCGCCGCCCGUCGCCGCUCCUCCAGCUACGAACAAAUUGUUGCCGAUCACCGUAAGCACUCCAAGGUCGACAUAGGAUGUCUUCCCGACGGCAUCACUGCUAUGAAACAGAUCCCGUUCAUGGUUCCCCAGCACAGCUGUUCCACACCGCCUGCAGCCCGCCACUCGCGUUCAGAGGAGGACAGUUAUGCAUCCGAGCCUUCAUCUCCAAUGUCAAAACGGCCGUCCGUGGAAAUACCGGGUGCCUACGCCCUAGGAUCAAUAGAUCCCAGCCUUUACCGAAUAGCAGACGAAGACGACGACUACGACAUCCCUCAGGACCAUCUGGGUCGUGCCUGGUUCGCAGUUCAGUAUGAAAGGGAGACAGAGAAGCUACUCGUCACAUUGAUCAAAGCCAAGAAUCUCCCUUCAAAGGCGUGUGCCGCGUCAAACGGAUGUGAUCCAUUUGUCAGAAUAUACUUGAUGCCCGAUGAAAGAAGAUAUCUGCAAAGUAAAUUCAAGAAAAAAACUUGCAACCCGAAGUUUGAAGAAAGUUACGUUUUCCAGGUUUCUAGUCGAAGUUUUGCGGAUCGUGUGUUGAAAUUUACGGUGUACGAUGUUGACCGUCAGAAGAAGCAUCACGUGAUUGGUCAUGCCCUGUAUCCGCUAAAAGACCACGAAUGUGAGGGAAAUGAAAGGCUAGUCAUAUGGAGGGACCUCGAAAGUGAGGUCUUAGAGACGACACAGGACCAGAAGGGAGAGAUAAUGGUGUCAUUGAGUUAUAACAACCACCUGGAGAGGGUCACUGUCGGUGUCUAUGAGGGACGAUCAUUUACAUGUAAUGGAAAUGCCCCGAUUGAUUCCUAUGUCAAAGUGCAUCUCAUGGUACAAAACAAGCUCGUCAAGGGCAAGAAAACAGAAAUCAUAAAAAAGAACAGCAACCCUGUUUUCAAUGAAUCGUUCACCUUCAAGCUUCCAGUUGUCUCCCUUGACACGGCAAACAUCACCAUCACCGCUAUGCAACACCAGACGGGAUACAAAGAUAAGAUGAUCGGCAAGGUGACUAUUGGCUCGUUCAUGUUCGCAAGGGGAAAGGAACUUCAGCAUUGGAAUGAGAUGGUGGCAAACCAAAAGGAACAAGUUGUUAACUGGCAUACUUUAGUCUCGUGAAAAUAAACUAUGCUCGUUUUGGAUUUUUUUACCAAAUUCAUAGUGACAUUCCGCCAGAAACAUGUCUGUAUGGUUUUGUUUUGCCGAUGAGUGUCUAUAUUUGUGUUAAAUGUUCAAUCCUGUUCUUGCAUCUGCAUAUACAAAUCUACUCGUACACGCGAUUAUUUAUAAAAAUCCUUUUGUAAUAACCAGGCAACUAAGUCCGAUUUUAGUCUCUCUAUUUAAUAGUGAACUUGCUCUAUUCAAUAGUGAGCUUGCUCGAUUCAACAGAGAGCUAGCUCUAUUCAAUAUUGAACUUGCUAUCUGUAUUGAAUAUGCUCUAUAUCAAUAGUGAACAUGCUCUAACCAACAAAGAGUUUACUUUAUUCAAUGGUGAACUUGCUCGAUCAAAAUUGAAUUUCUCUAUUUAAUAGGGAACUUGCAAUAUGAAAAUGUGAACUUACCCUAUAUGAUUGUAAUUUUCGUCUGUACAACAGUCUAUUUGCUCUAUUCAAUAGUGCGCGUGCAGUAUUCAAUAGUGCUCCAUUCGAAAUUGAACUUGCUCUUCCAUUCCACUUACGAUUAUUACUUUUCAAACUAACAUUUAACCUAUUUUACUUUUUUACAGAGUUAUCUAUAUUUCAACAUAAAAUGUAAUUUUCCAGUUUUACAUAUUUCUGACACAAAAUCAGCUAUUAUGCUUGACAGAACUUGGUGAAAUAGUAUGUAUCAGCCUGUUUUAAGUAUCAAUAUAACACGUGUGUGUAUGCUUUGCCUUAUAAUUUUAAACGUAUUACGUCAUCAUUUUUGCUUAAAAUUAAGGGCAAUAAAGAAGCAAGUAAUCGUUAAACGCAAUUUGUAUUGUUACAAUAUCAGUUGUUUAUUAUUUGUCCUGACAAUUAAAGCUCGGGACCCCAAUUC